GGCGGGACUAUAGCGACUAACCACUAUUACUGAUAUUUGUAGUCGUGCUGAAGCCGCAGCUGAUAAAUAAAAGUAACAGUAUAAAGGUAUAAGGUUAUAAUGGCCAGCUACCUCAAGGACAAUUUGCAAUUCAGCCUGAACAUAUUCAAUACACUUCACCUUGACAGCCCAACACAUUCCACUGCUAUUUUUAUUUUUUUCGUAUUAAAUUAACUACCUCAUAACUUCCUCGAAAGCCCACCAUGGCAUCCUUUUACGAGCUAACCAUCCCCGUCCUAACUCGGGCCCUCCGAACCGAGGUGACGCUUCUCAAGAAGGCCGAGGAGUACGCCAAAAGCACCGGCACGUCCGUGGAAAAACUCGUCGCUGCCCGUCUAGCCCCGGACAUGUUCUCGCUUUCGAAGCAGGUCGGGGUCACGGUGCAUUUUGCGAGGGUCGCGUCCCACCUGCUGGCAGGCAGGGAGCUGGUGCUUACGCAGCUGGACGAGUGGUCGCUCGAGGAAAACUACAGCGCCAUCGCCGACACGCUUAAGCUGCUGGCGGGUAUCAAGCCCGAGGACGUCGACGGGAAGGAAUCCGACGUGCUCUCGUUCAACGUGGGCCCUGGGAAGGACACUAGCGCAAAGGCUGUAGAUUAUGUAACCAAGUUCCUCAUGCCGUCGGUCUACUUCCACUUUAUUACCCUCUACGACAUUCUAAGGCAUGAAGGCGUGCCAUUGGGCAAGCUCGACUUCCUGGGGCACCAAAUUGCAGAAUGGGAGUUGGUCUAGACGUAUACGUAUAAGUAGGAGUAUGAAAGAGUAGGAUAUGGUUGGAUUUGGUAUAAAUAGAGAAGAUUGAAUAAAACCUGACAAUCAUUAUAUCUCGGACGUCUUGUUACCUGCAUCAGAAUAUUUAUUAAAUAC
Daldinia decipiens is the source of this 905-nucleotide messenger RNA. RefSeq lists its product as uncharacterized. The transcript has 2 exons. The coding region runs from base 243 to 770 and encodes 175 amino acids. The record is from RefSeq and is a predicted model, not a curated record. Lineage: Eukaryota; Fungi; Ascomycota; Sordariomycetes; Xylariales; Hypoxylaceae.